AUGCUCGACAUCGCCGACCUCAUACCCGAACGCGGUGGUGACCCGAAGAAGGUCAAGGAGAGUCAGAGACGACGGUUCGCGUCUGAAGAUAUCGUCGAUGAAGUUGUGGCCUUGUACGAGGAUGCCCGCCGGACACGCUACGAGGCUACCCAGGUCGGAUCGAAGAUCAAUGGCGUACAGAAGGAGAUUGGCAUGAAGAAGAGGAAUAAAGAAGAUGCGACGGACCUGCUUCAGGAAAAAGCAAAGCUGGAACAAGAGAAGAAAGCUAUCGAGGACCGGGCCGUGCAGUGCGAACAGCUUCGUGAUCGCCGUCUGAAGACUAUCGGGAACUACGUCGAUGCCUCUGUCCCCAUCGACAAGAACGAGGAUAACAACACCGUCAUCCGCACCUGGGCACCGCCAGACACCAAGGUAGAGAAGAAGGACUGUCUCUCUCACCACGAGGUCCUAUACCGUCUCGAUGGCUACGAUCCGGAGCGAGGUGUGAAAAUCGUCGGCCACAGAGGCUACUGUCUGACUGGAUACGGCCUGUUCCUCAACCUGGCGCUGGUCAACUAUGGACUCGAGUUCUUGUUCAAUAAGGGAUACAAGCCCAACCAGCCUCCUCACUUUAUGCUGAGGCAGUACAUGGCCAAGACCGCGCAGCUGGAGCAGUUCGACGAGGAGCUGUAUAAGGUGACUGAGAGCGAGGACCCGAGCACGGAUAAGUACUUGAUCGCUACCUCGGAGCAGCCCUUGUCUGCACUGCACGAUGGAGAGUGGAUUCUAGAGAAGGAGCUUCCUAUAAAAUACGCUGGAUACAGCACCUGCUACAGAAAGGAGGCCGGCGCACACGGUAAAGAUGCAUGGGGAAUCUUCCGUGUCCAUCAGUUCGAGAAGAUCGAACAAUUCCUCAUAACGAAGCCAGAGGACUCGUGGAAAGCGUUUGACGAAAUGAUCGAUACCUCUGAAGAGUUCUACAAAUCCCUCCGUAUCCCUUACCAAGUCAUCGCCAUCGUCUCCGGCGCCCUCAACAACGCCGCGUCCAAGAAACUCGAUCUGGAAGCCUGGUUCCCGUUCCAGGGCGAGUACAAGGAACUCGUCUCCUGCUCGAACUGCACGGACUACCAGACUCGCGAGCUGGAUAUACGGUUCGGAUCGAAGAAGUUAACCGACGUCAAGAAGAACUACUGCCACGCUCUGAACGCCACGCUGUGUGCCACCGAGCGAGCCCUGUGCUGUAUCCUCGAGAACUACCAGCAAGAAGAUGGCAUCAUCGUCCCCGAGGUCCUGCGCAAGUAUAUCCCCGGCAACCCCGAGUUCCUGCCGUACGUCAAGGAGCUGCCCAAGGACAGCACGUCGCAGAAAGUCAAGGCCAAGGGAGGCAAAGACGCGGGAAAGGCAGACGUGACCAAGGGAGUGCAGGACCUGAAGGUUUAG
This is a messenger RNA of Arthroderma uncinatum, 1419 nucleotides long. Its product is annotated as seryl-tRNA synthetase. Bases 1 to 1419 code for a protein of 472 amino acids. Gene Ontology annotation, molecular function: tRNA binding; serine-tRNA ligase activity; ATP binding. Gene Ontology annotation, biological process: seryl-tRNA aminoacylation. The record is from RefSeq and is a predicted model, not a curated record. NCBI's taxonomy places the organism in Eukaryota, Fungi, Ascomycota, Eurotiomycetes, Onygenales, Arthrodermataceae. Gene Ontology annotation, cellular component: cytosol. The transcript is spliced from 6 exons.